This is a messenger RNA of Lampris incognitus (smalleye Pacific opah), 2068 nucleotides long. It is a transcript of the gene fermt1, whose product is annotated as FERM domain containing kindlin 1. Gene Ontology annotation, molecular function: integrin binding. The coding region runs from base 68 to 2068 and encodes 666 amino acids. Gene Ontology annotation, cellular component: focal adhesion. Gene Ontology annotation, biological process: cell-matrix adhesion; integrin-mediated signaling pathway. The record is from RefSeq and is a predicted model, not a curated record. NCBI's taxonomy places the organism in Eukaryota, Metazoa, Chordata, Actinopteri, Lampriformes, Lampridae. The transcript is spliced from 16 exons.
AGUUCAUUCAGCCGGAGUGGACGUUUUCCAGGAAUCGUCUUUUAAUCAGCGAAAGUGGGACUAGGCCAUGAUCACACAAGCAGAGUAUGGCAGCACAUCAUGGGAGCUGUCUGUGCACGUGGAUCAGCGACAUGGUGAUGAGUCCAUGAAAUUCAAGCUGAGGGUGCAGGGGGACUUGCACAUCGGAGGCCUCAUGUUAAAGCUGGUGGAGAAGAUCAAGGCUCCUCAGGACUGGUCCGACCAUGCCCUGUGGUGGGAGAGCAGGAACUGUUGGCUGCUGAAGACACACUGGACCCUUGACAAGUACGGGAUUCAGGCUGAUGCUGACCUCCACUACACACCCCAGCACAAACCCCUUUUGAUACAGCUGCCCAACAUGAAGACCAUCAAAAUGACUGUCGGCUUCUCCAGCGUGGUCUUCAAGACAGUGGCGGAGAUCUGUCGAGUGCUUAACAUCAGAAGAUCAGAGGAGCUGUCCCUGCUGAAGCCUGAAGAUGACUUGUCCAAAAGGAAGAAGAAGAAAGAAAAGGACCCACUUCUGGAUGACGUCUUGGACAUGGAUGUCCUCAGUGGAGGACCAGGAGGAAAAGGAGGCCCCAUGUACAGUAAGACAAUGAUGGCAACCUAUGACCCAGAGAAUGGGAUGCCAGUAUCUGCCACAAGUCUUUGGUUUGGAGACAACUCUCUGACCACCAGCCAGCCCAAUCUGCCCCCGGCAGAGCUGGCUAAGAUGUACCAGUCACUCUCACUAGUGGACAAAACUGUUAUCAAUUCAGGUUGGCUAGACUCAUCCCGUUCUUUGAUGGAGCAAGGUAUUCACCAUGAUGACAGGCUCUUGCUACGCUUCAAGUACCACCUCUUCUUCGACCUCAAUCCUAAGUAUGAUGCUGUCAGGAUAACCCAGCUGUAUGAGCAGGCUCGCUGGUCCAUCCUGCUGGAGGAGAUAGACUGUACUGAGGAGGAGAUGCUGAUGUUUGCGUCACUGCAGUAUCACAUCUGUAAACUGACCCUGUCGAGUGAACCGCUGGACUACUCCAACGAACCCGAGAUAGAUGAAGUUGAGGCUGCUCUAUCGAAUCUGGAGGUGACACUCGAAGGAGGAAAUUCAGACAGGAUUCUGGAAGACAUAACAGACAUUCCAGAGCUGGCGGAUUCUCUCCGGCUGUUUAGGCCCAAACGGUUGACACUGCGACCAUAUAAAGAGUACUGGUUCGUAUUCAAGGAUACCACCAUCUCUUACUACAAGAACAAGGAGGCCUCCAGUGGCGAACCAAUCGAGCAGCUUCAUCUCCGAGGCUGUGAAGUUGUCCCCGAUGUCAACGUGACUGACAAGAAGUUUGGUAUCAAGCUACUACUCCCAGUCGCUGAUGGGAUGAAUGAAGUCUAUAUCCGAUGUGACAACGAAACACAAUACGCCAAGUGGAAAGCUGCAUGUAUCUUGGCCUCGAAAGGGAAGACAAUGGCCUACAGCUCCUACAGGUCAGAGGUCAAGAACAUUCAGUCCUUCCUACAAAUGAAGAGCCUAGCGCCCCCUCCUGGCCAGACAUCCCCCAACCCUGAAGCCAUGGAGAUGAAUGCUGAGUGUUUUGUCUCCCCACGCUACAGCAAAAAGCAGAAGACCAAACAGCUGACGGCACGCAUCCUGGAGGCCCAUCAGAACAUAGCACGGUUGUCCUUGAUGGAUGCUAAGAUGCGCUUUAUCCAGGCCUGGCAGUCGCUGCCAGAGUUUGGUAUCAAGUAUUAUAUUGUCAGAUUUCGAGGCAGUAAGAAGGACGAGAUUCUUGGUAUCUCUUACAAUCGCCUGAUCCGUAUUGACAUGGCCUCUGGCCUGCCGGUCACCACGUGGAGGUUCGCCAACAUGAAGCAGUGGAACGUCAACUGGGAGAUCAGACAGGUGGCCAUAGAGUUUGACCAAAACGUGACAAUAGCCUUCUCCUGCGUGAGCUGUGACUGUAAGGUGGUGCAUGAGUUCAUUGGCGGUUACAUCUUCCUUUCCACACGCUCCAAAGACCAGAAUGAAACGCUAGAUGAAGAGCUGUUCCACAAACUCACUGGAGGCCAGGAAUGA